Molecule: messenger RNA, 369 nt
Organism: Tremella mesenterica DSM 1558
Lineage: Eukaryota; Fungi; Basidiomycota; Tremellomycetes; Tremellales; Tremellaceae
Exons: 2
Coding region: 1-369 (122 amino acids)
Source: RefSeq, a predicted model, not a curated record
AUGACCAGCUCUGUCCAGGGUACCGAAUCUGGUGUCACAAUACCAAUACCGUUGGACGAUGCAGGAGUAUCUCCUGAUGCAACUCUCCUGCCACCGAAUCCAAAUGCGAUUCCAGUCGCGUUUCGGAAGCAGGCAGGGAGGCAGAGGGGGUUGGAAGGAGAUCGGGCUGAGCUACUUUAUGACAAGGAGAUGGAGAAGAAGCCCCUCUUGAGCUCAGCUGGGGUGGUUCAGGAAAGGGCGGCGGUUUGUUCACUGAGCAUAAGCUUCAAUGAACCAAGAGGAAAAGAGAAUGUCUCACAGGGCACCGAAACCGAAACUGACUGGAUCUCCGAAGCUGUCCUGUUGAUAGAAGAAGGCUCAAUAGGGUGA